AUGUAUAUUGACUAUAAUUAUUUGGAAGUAUAAUUAUUAAGGUAGUUCAUAAGGAGGAGAAUGUCAAUGUGAAGGAAUAUUUGAAUGAUCUUCUCUAAUAGAAAAUUAGUAAGAUGUAGACGAUAGAGGAGGCUGAUUAGAUUUUGGAUGCUCUUAUGAAGUCAAUUGAAGAUUUGGAUGGCUAGAUAGAGAAUAAGAAGAAAAAGGUGAAUGAUGAGUUAUAGACUGCUUUGGCAGUUAGUGAAAUUAAUUUGGGGAAGAAGAUAUAAGAGAAAUAAGAGAUUGUAGAAGAAUUGAAAUAAUUGAAAGUAGAAUACCAGAAUAUAAAGGGAUAAAUUAAAUGA
Molecule: messenger RNA, 344 nt
Organism: Paramecium sonneborni
Lineage: Eukaryota; Ciliophora; Oligohymenophorea; Peniculida; Parameciidae
Source: the annotation of a GenBank genome assembly